Amaranthus tricolor (Joseph's coat) is the source of this 5608-nucleotide messenger RNA. Its product is annotated as E3 ubiquitin-protein ligase KEG. The transcript is spliced from 16 exons. The record is from RefSeq and is a predicted model, not a curated record. Gene Ontology annotation, molecular function: protein binding; ATP binding; ubiquitin-protein transferase activity. Gene Ontology annotation, biological process: defense response; negative regulation of abscisic acid-activated signaling pathway; abscisic acid-activated signaling pathway. Bases 255 to 5105 code for a protein of 1616 amino acids. Gene Ontology annotation, cellular component: early endosome; trans-Golgi network. NCBI's taxonomy places the organism in Eukaryota, Viridiplantae, Streptophyta, Magnoliopsida, Caryophyllales, Amaranthaceae.
AAAGUAAUAAACCAUCCCUGAAAAAUCCCCUGUUUUCUUUUCCCACUUUCUUCAUUGUAAUACUCUUACCUGAUCGAUCACACUGUCACCAAAUCCCUACUUUCUCUCUCCUACCUUUUUCCUUUUCCUCCAUUUUCCGCCAUGGAUCUACCUUCUGAAAGCCCCAUUUGCUCGCGUUAGAUCUCCCAUUUUCAUCUCCAUUAACCAUCAAUCUUUUCGAUUUCUUACUUUUUAACUUAAUAAAUUUCAAAAAAAUGAAAGUUCCUUGUUGUUCAGUGUGUCAUACGAGGUACAACGAUGAAGAACGAACUCCACUAUUACUCCAUUGUGGCCAUGGAUUCUGUAAAGAUUGUCUUUCUAGAAUGUUCACAUCUUCGCUUGAUAACUCUCUCGCUUGUCCUCGUUGUCGUCAUGUAACCCUAGUAGGAAACUCAGUUACAGCGCUGAGAAAGAAUUUCGCUCUACUCGCAGUCACCUCUGCUUCCGGUAGUGAUGAUGAUGACGACGUCAGUGAUGGAGAGGAUGAUGUGGAUGAUAACAACGAUGAGUUCGAGCAGUACGAGGAGGAUCGACGUCGGAGCUCGAGCACUUCAUGUUCGGUUGGCGGAGCAAUCGAGCUGGCAAAUCAUGGAGAUUUGAGGUUUUUGCAGAGGAUUGGGGAAGGGAAGAGGGCUGGGGCGGAAAUGUGGACAGGAAUUCUUGGUGGUGGAGCUCGGGAUCCAUCUCGAGGACGGUGUCGACAUAAGGUGGCGGUGAGGAAGGUAAGUAUUACCGAGGAGAUGGAUGUGAUGUGGGUGCAAAAUCAUUUGGAGAAUUUGAGGCAGGCUGCUAAAUGGUGUAGGAAUGUUUGUACUUUUCAUGGAGUUAGUAGAGCGGUUGAUAAUUAUCUUUGUCUUGUUAUGGAUAGAUGUUAUGGAUCUCUUCAAUCAGCUAUGCAGAGAAAUGAGGGAAGGUUGACACUCGAGCAAAUCCUCAGAUAUGGAGCAGAUAUUGCUCGAGGGGUCACUGAACUUCAUGCUGCUGGUGUUAUUUGUAUGAAUUUGAAACCGUCUAAUGUCCUUCUGGAUGCGACUGGUCAUGCUGUGGUUUCUGAUUAUGGACUUCCAGCAAUCCUAAAAAAGCCAGUAUGUAGAAAAGUUCGAGCAGAAGGGGAUUCGUCAACAAUCCAUUCUUGUAUGGACUGCACGAUGCUAAGUCCACACUAUACAGCUCCAGAGGCAUGGGAACCUGUUGGGAAAUCCUUGAACUUGUUCUGGGAAGAGGCUAUAGGGAUUUCUACGGAGUCCGAUGCAUGGAGUUUUGGGUGUACCUUGGUGGAAAUGUGCACUGGGACUGUUCCUUGGGCAGGUCUGAGUGCUGAGGAAAUUUAUCGUACUGUUGUCAAGGCUCGAAAAUUGCCUCCCCAAUAUGCAAGUGUAGUUGGUGUCGGAAUACCGAGGGAGUUGUGGAAGAUGAUUGGGGAAUGCCUACAAUUUAAACCAUCUAAGCGACCCACUUUCAGUGCAAUGCUAGCCAUAUUUCUUCGUCAUUUACAAUUACUGCCUCGAAGCCCGCCCGCGAGUCCGGAAAACGAAGUAGAAGCAUGUACCAGUACAAAUUUGAUAGAACCAUCUCCAACAUCCGUCUUGGAGGUUUAUCCAUAUAACCCCAAUCAAUUGCAUCUACUAGUUUCAGAGGGGGAUCUGAAUGGUGUAAGAAACUUCCUUGCAAAGGCCGCAUCUGGAGCUGGUAGUAGUGCAGUGUCUUCACUACUGGAGGCACAAAACAAUGAUGGGCAGACAGCUCUUCACCUUGCUUGUAGAAGAGGGAGUGUCCGACUUGUUGAAGCUAUUUUAGAAUAUGAGGAGGCCGAUGUAGAUAUCCUCGAUAAAGAUGGGGAUCCUCCACUUGUAUUUGCUUUGGCUGCUGGAUCUCCUGAGUGUGUGCGUGCCCUUAUUAAAAGAAAUGCUAAUGUGAGAUCUAAAUUGAGAGAAGGAUUUGGCCCUUCUGUAGCCCAUGUCUGUGCAUACCAUGGUCAACCUGAUUGCAUGCGUGAGUUGUUAUUAGCAGGAGCCGAUCCUAAUGCUGUUGAUGAUGAAGGUGAAUGUGUGCUGCACAGAGCUGUUGCAAAGAAGUAUACAGACUGCGCUUUGGUCUUAUUGGAACAUGGGGGUUCUAAAUCAAUGGGUGUUCGGAAUUUAAAGAACAUGACACCUUUGCACCUUUGUGUUGCAACAUGGAAUGUGGCUAUUGUGAGAAGGUGGAUAGAAGUUGCUUCAAUUGAUGAGAUUGUUGAUGCAAUUAAUGUGCUGAGCCCAGUUGGUACUGCUUUGUGUAUGGCUACAGCUGCUAAGAAGGACCAUGAAAAAGAGGGAAGAGAAUUGGUGCGGCUAUUGCUUGCUUCUGGUGCUGAUCCUACAGCCCAAGAUGCUCAACAGAGGACUGCUUUGCAUACAGCUGCUAUGGCUAAUGAUGUGGAGCUUGUGCAGAUAAUUUUAGAUGCUGGAGUUGAUGUUAACAUUCGUAACAAGCUCAACACAAUACCUCUUCAUGUGGCGUUGGCUCGAGGUGCAAAAUCUUGUAUAGGACUCCUUCUAUCGGCUGGAGCUGACUAUAACUUCCAGGAUGAUGAAGGUGAUAAUGCUUUCCACAUAGCGGCUGAUGCAGCUAAAAUGAUCCGUGAGAACCUUGAAUGGAUCAUUCAUAUGCUGAAGUAUCCAGAUGCAGCUGUUGAGCUAAGAAACCACAGUGGUAAGACGUUAAAAGACUUUCUAGAGACUCUUCCUCGAGAAUGGAUUUCCGAAGAGCUGAUGGAGGCACUUUUGGAUAAAGGGGUUCAGCUGUGUCCUACUAGAUAUGAUGUCGGUGAUUGGGUGAAAUUUAAAAGAAGCGUCACUACUCCAAAGUAUGGUUGGCAAGGUGCAGAACAGAAAAGUGUUGGUUUUGUACAGAGUAUUGUUGACAAGGACCAUCUGAUCAUCUCAUUUUGCACUGGAGAGGCUCAUGUUAUGGUUAAUGAAGUUGUGAAAGUGAUUCCACUGGACCGAGGACAGCAUGUGAAACUUAAAGAAGAUGUCAAGGAACCGAGAUUCGGAUGGAGAGGCCACUCACGUGAUAGCAUAGGAACUGUACUAUGUGUUGAUGAUGAUGGGAUAUUGCGGGUUGGGUUUCCAGGGGCUUCCCGGGGAUGGAAGGCUGACCCCGCAGAAAUGGAAAGAGUUGAAGAAUACAAAGUUGGGGACUGGGUUCGUAUCCGUCCUUCUCUUACCACAGCCAAGCAUGGAUUGGGUGCUGUAACGCCUGGAAGCAUUGGUAUAGUAUACUGUAUUAGGCCUGAUAGUAGUCUGUUACUGGAACUCAGCUACCUUCCAAAUCCAUGGCAUUGUGAGCCAGAGGAAGUUGAGCAUGUUGAGGCUUUCAGGAUUGGUGACCGGGUGUGUGUGAAACGCUCAGUUGCAGAACCGAGAUAUGCUUGGGGGGGUGAGACUCACAAUAGCGUUGGGAGAAUCAGUGAGAUAGAGAGCGAUGGCCUUUUGAUUAUUGAGAUACCUAAUCGGCCAAUUCCCUGGCAAGCUGAUCCAGCAGACAUGGAAAAGGUGGAGGAUUUUAAGGUUGGGGACUGGGUUAGAGUCAAAGCUUCAGUCUCCUCUCCCAAAUAUGGAUGGGAAGAUGUCAACAGAAAUAGUAUUGGAGUAAUCCAUAGUCUGGAGGAGGACGGUGACAUGGGAGUUGCCUUCUGCUUUAGAAGCAAGCUUUUUUGCUGUUCUGUAACUGAUGUGGAGAAGGUGGCUCCUUUUGAGGUUGGGCAAGAGAUUCAUGUGAUGCAAUCUAUUUCUCAACCACGUCUUGGGUGGUCUAAUCAAUCCCCGGCUACUGUUGGGAAGAUUGUGAGAAUUGACAUGGAUGGAACACUGAAUGUGAGAGUAGCUGGAAGAUCCAGCCUGUGGAAAGUUUCUCCCGGAGAUGCAGUAUGCAUGUCAGGCUUUGAAGUGGGUGAUUGGGUUCGAUCAAAGCCUAUCUUGGGAACUAGACCAAGUUAUGAUUGGAGCAGUAAGGAAGGUGUAGCAGUUGUCCAUAGCGUGCAAGAUAAUGGUUAUUUGGAACUUGCUUGUUGUUUCCGUAAAGGGAAGUGGCAUGCUCAUGACACUGACAUGGAAAAGAUCCCUGGUCUCAAAGUUGGGCAGUAUGUUAGAUUUCGUGCUGGGCUAGGAGAGCCAAGAUGGGGUUGGAGAGGUGCUAAUCCGAAUUCCCGAGGUGUUAUUACUAGUGUUCAUGCUGAUGGAGAAAUAAGGGUAGUAUUCUUUGGCUUGCCAGGGUUAUGGAAAGGUGAUCCUUCCGACUUGGAGAUUGAGACAGUGUUUGAUGUAGGUGAGUGGGUAAGAUUGAAGGAUGGCACUGAAAAUUGGAAGUCUAUUGGGCCUGGCAGCAUAGGAGUUGUACAGGGACUAGGAUAUGAAGGUGAUGAAUGGGAUGGGACUGUUUCUGUUGGGUUUUGUGGAGAGCAAGAAAAAUGGGCUGGGCCCAUCUAUCGUCUUGAAAAGGCUGACAAACUGAUACUUGGACAAAAGGUUCGAGUAAAAUUCUCAGUUAAGCAGCCUAGAUUUGGCUGGUCUGGUCAUAGUCAUGCUAGUGUUGGAACAAUUGCUUCUAUUGAUGCCGAUGGCAAGCUGAGGAUAUAUACACCAGCGGGUUCAAAGGCUUGGAUGUUGGACCCAUCUGAAGUUGAAGUGGUUCAGGAAGAGGAGAUCCGUAUUGGUGACUGGGUUAAGGUCAAGGAAUCAGUGACAAACCCGACUCACCAAUGGGGAGAUGUGACUCCUUCCAGCAUUGGUGUGGUACAUCGCAUGGAUGAAGGGCAGCUCUGGGUGGCAUUCUGCUUCAUGGAAAGACUUUGGCUUUGCGUGGCACCAGAAAUGGAAAGAGUUCGGCCAUUCAAGGUUGGAGAUAAGGUGAAGAUUAGAGAAGGUUUAGUGGCCCCACGAUGGGGUUGGGGAAUGGAAACUCAUGCUAGCAAGGGAGAAGUGGUUGGAGUUGAUGCCAACGGGAAGCUAAGGAUAAAGUUUAGAUGGAGAGAAGGGAAACCGUGGAUUGGAGAUCCUGCUGAUAUUGUUUUAGAUGAUACCUAGAAUACAACGGAGAAGUUGGCCAUUGUAUUAUGUCAUGGGCAGCUUUGGGAAGUUUGGUCCCUCGAUUUUUUUGUAGUGGCUUCAAAUGUACCCUGCUGCUCUCUGAAUCAUCCAGUAUAUGGUCAUUUUAAUACAUUCAUAAUGCAUGGAUGAUACAUUGGCGGAAGUCUUACUGUUAAUAAAGAGAAGAAUGACCAUGCAUGAACAUGCUUCGACAUGGCAGUGGGCUCAUUUCACUGUUGUAGACAGAUAAAUACGUGAGCCAAAUAAGGGAAGUAACGGUGUGCCAUUUGUAUUGCAUUAAUUUAUGUAUAAUAGUCCCUUGGAGCUUCAUAUUGCAUAUAUAUAGAACUGAUACUGAAAUUUUGUACAAAUUAAUCACCAUAAUCAAGUUAUUGGCCUUGUCUUCGUGUUGACUUUGUUUCGACUUUUACGUUCUUGUACAUGACUAAAAGCUUGGAAUUUUCCAUCUUUGAAAACUCGUAGCUACAAUGUUCGCAAAA